Messenger RNA from Mesitornis unicolor (brown roatelo), 742 nucleotides. Its product is annotated as egl nine homolog 3. The record is from RefSeq and is a predicted model, not a curated record. The transcript has 4 exons. Gene Ontology annotation, biological process: cellular response to hypoxia; peptidyl-proline hydroxylation to 4-hydroxy-L-proline. Gene Ontology annotation, cellular component: cytoplasm; nucleus. Gene Ontology annotation, molecular function: peptidyl-proline 4-dioxygenase activity; L-ascorbic acid binding; ferrous iron binding. NCBI's taxonomy places the organism in Eukaryota, Metazoa, Chordata, Aves, Mesitornithiformes, Mesitornithidae. Bases 1 to 366 code for a protein of 121 amino acids.
AUGGUUGCUUGCUAUCCUGGAAAUGGAACCGGGUAUGUUCGUCAUGUGGACAAUCCAAACGGCGAUGGGCGCUGCAUCACCUGUAUUUAUUACCUGAAUAAGAACUGGGACUCCAAGCUGCAUGGUGGAAUUCUUCGGAUAUUCCCAGAAGGAAAGUCCUAUGUAGCAGACGUUGAGCCAAUUUUUGACCGAUUACUAUUUUUUUGGUCAGAUCGAAGGAACCCUCAUGAAGUCCAGCCUUCUUAUGCAACCAGAUACGCCAUGACUGUGUGGUAUUUUGAUGCCGAAGAAAGAGCAGAAGCCAAAAAAAAGUUCAGAAACUUAACAGAUGCAAGGAAGAGAGAAGCACCUCUUAAUGAAGACUAAUCAGCUGUUCCUGAACUCUUUGUGAGGAAACAAGAUCCCAAAGAUGACUUCCGUUUCCAGCGAACAGGGGCAAAUUCUUGUUAUGCACAAGAACGCACUGGUUGUGUCUAACAUGUGCAUCUUAUAUUGAUGGUACUUAAGGCAGCCUCCUGUCAUGCCUGCACCUGGCAGAAGGAAUACUUGUUUUCUGUUUGCCUUUUGCUGGAUAAAGUAACCAGGGUUAAAAAAAAAAAAAAAAAGAAAAAAAAAAAAGAAAGAGUAUCACUAAGCCCAGUGGUAGUGGCUCAGCCAACUGGCUUGUGAUCCCUCUUAUAACCAAGAUAAUGAUCAUUGGAACUAGUGGUAAAAACCUGAGUCUUAUUUGCACUUUAUGGGG